AGUUGGGGGAGGCUUGGCAUAAACUAAGGAGUAUGUGCUAAAUGCUCCAUAGGGCUACCUAUGUCCAACCCAAAAGUUCAAUUUCUAAUAUUUACGACUCCUUUCACCACUGAUACGGAUGUUUCCCAAAUCCUCAGUGUCAUUCUUAUUGUUGUCUGUUUGACACAAUCGAUCCUUAUCCUCUGCAAAUCUCCCCUCUGUGAGAGACUUUAUUUCUCCUGUAGCACACCUUGUUUGUAUGCCCCUUAGUUCCUGCUGGAUUCCAAGCACCCAUUUUUCACAGCUCUGGCUCCUGUCCAUAGAGAAUAAUUUUCAUGAGCCCAUCAUAGAGGAACUGAUUCUUCUUUUCUGGUGGCAAGAAAAGCCUGCCUUUAGAAGAAAAGUCUGAAGUCAUCAAAACAAUGUAAUAUCCUGUGUGAAAUGCUGCCGUCACGAUGUCUUGUGGUUUGAGUACCCUUGAUCAUGCGCCCUGAGUGAAGUAAGUUGCAGGUGGCCGUGACUCUGAGGCCUCAGUAGGUGCAUCUUCAGCCCACUUCACACUUUGGGCUCCUCGGGGAGGAGGGGCUGCAGCCCUGGCCCACUGUUAGCACAAUGAUCCUGAGGCUGCUCCUGAUUCUCAACUUCUUCCCUUCAAUUCAAGUAACAGAAAACAAGAUUUUGGUGAAGCAGUCGCCCAUGCUUGUGGUGUGCAACAAUGAGGUCAACCUUAGCUGCAAGUAUACCUACAAUCUCUUCUCAAAGGAGUUCCGGGCGUCCCUUCAUAAAGGAGCAGAUAGUGCUGUGGAAGUCUGUGUUGUGCAUGGAAACUACUCCCAUCAGCUUCAGUUUCAAUCAAAUACAGGAUUCAACUGUGAUGGGAAAUUUGACAAUGAAACAGUGACAUUCUACCUCUGGAAUUUGUAUGUUAACCAAACGGAUAUUUACUUCUGCAAAAUAGAGGUCAUGUAUCCUCCCCCUUACAUAGACAAUGAGAAGAGCAAUGGAACCAUUAUCCAUGUGAAAGAGAAUCAUCUUUGUCCAGCUCACUGGUGUCCUGACUAUCUUAAGCAAUGUUGGGCACUGGUGGUGGCUAUUGGAGUCUCGGCUUUCUACAGCGUGGUAGUAACAGUGGCUCUGUAUACUUGCUGGAUGAAGAAUAGGAGCAACCGUAUCCUGCAGAGCGACUACAUGAACAUGACCCCCCGGAGGCCAGGGCUCACCCGCAAGCACUACCAGCCCUACGCUCCAGCGCGCGACUUCGCGGCCUACCGCUCCUGACAUGGACGCCUAUCCAGAUGCGAGCCGGCUGGCACCACUUCACCUGCUCAACACCACUGCUCUGGAUAGGAAAAUGACCAUCUCGUCUUCAGCCGGCCACCUCAGGCCCCUGCUAGGCCGCCGAUGCCAAUUUUUCUUGAACAGCUAGACCAAAUAACAUCAUUUUGAGACUCUGAAAUGAAGUUAAAGAAUAUUACUGUGACAUGCUAAAUCUUGCAUUUCCCUGGCCCAAAAUCAGAUUUAGUAUGUAUUUAUUGACUUGAUUGAGAGGUUAGGAUAGAAAAUUAAAAGUGAGUGAAUUUUGUUUGCCUUAAAAAUCUGCUGCCAAUUUUACUCCUUUCUCACUCACCUGAACGUUGCAGUUAAGUGAAGCGUGAUAUCAAAGGACUUUUGAAGCAGAGAAGAAAUCAGUCAAAAAAUCAUUCUCCUUGGUUAAAUGGGGAUUUAGAGUGAGGAUACAUUAGAG
Molecule: messenger RNA, 1723 nt
Organism: Hipposideros armiger (great roundleaf bat)
Lineage: Eukaryota; Metazoa; Chordata; Mammalia; Chiroptera; Hipposideridae
Gene: CD28
Product: CD28 molecule
Exons: 4
Coding region: 592-1257 (221 amino acids)
Biological process (GO): T cell activation; positive regulation of T cell proliferation; T cell costimulation
Cellular component (GO): membrane; external side of plasma membrane
Source: RefSeq, a predicted model, not a curated record